This is a messenger RNA of Sodiomyces alkalinus F11, 2881 nucleotides long. RefSeq lists its product as hypothetical. The transcript has 4 exons. Gene Ontology annotation, molecular function: microtubule binding; GTPase activity; GTP binding. Bases 342 to 2648 code for a protein of 768 amino acids. Lineage: Eukaryota; Fungi; Ascomycota; Sordariomycetes; Glomerellales; Plectosphaerellaceae. The record is from RefSeq and is a predicted model, not a curated record. Gene Ontology annotation, cellular component: cytoplasm; microtubule; membrane.
GAAGAACUCGGCCAAGGUAUGCGCCAACCUGACCAUGCUUAUUUUCAAGUUCCCUCCUUUCGAGGCUGGGUAUCCCAUUGCUGUUCUUCAACGUAUAUCAGAGGCUCGCCACCUCAAACACUUAUAGUUCAUGCUCACCUCUAUCCAAUGCUCCCAAACUUUCAUCCAUCUCGGUUGAUAUCAGGCUCAGGCUUCCCCAUCUCUCAAGACACGGCCAGUUGUUCCCAUCAUACCACUCUCCCGCUUACACCAGCUACUCUACUUCCUCCUGGACCUCUCUCCGCUCUCCUCGGCAUUGCAAGCUGCUCCAAGACGCGCCAAACGUAGCACGAGGCGACAAGAUGGGCAGCCUUCACCAACAAAAGACCGUCAACGCCAUCGGCGGCGAUGUCUGCGUCGGCGUCAUUGACACGCUCCGCGAGCUCGGCAUGGCCGAUAAAGUGUCGCUGCCCCAGCUUGUUGCCGUCGGCGACCAGUCGUCUGGGAAGAGUUCGGUCCUCGAGAGCAUCACCGGCUUCGCCUUCCCCCGUGCGCCGGGCUUGUGUACUCGUUAUGCUACCCAGAUUACCUGCCGCCGGGAUGCCGUCGAGGGGAUCGAUAUUUCCAUUAUCCCCCGUUCCGACUCGAACGAGGCCCGCAGGGAGCGCCUCAGGGGGUUUAAAAGGUCGCUCGGGGUUGAUGACCUGGCACUGGCGGGGGUGUUUGCCGAGGCCAACGUCGCCAUGGGAAUUCGAGUAAGCCUGGACGACGACGACCCCGGCUCGUCCGAGCUUACCACCUUUUCCGAGGAUAUACUCAAAAUAGAGAUCAGCGGACCAACUCAACAACAUCUGACCGUCAUCGACGUGCCCGGCAUUUUCCGCACCGCCACCGAAAACCUGACCACGGAAGACGACAUCCUUCUCGUCCGCAACAUGGUCAAACGGUACAUUGCCGACAAGCGCACCGUCAUCCUCGCGGUCGUGCCCUGCAACGUCGACAUCACCACGCAGGAAGUCCUGAAGCUCGCCAAGGACGUCGACCCCGACGGGCUCCGGACCCUGGGCGUGCUCACCAAGCCCGACCUCGCCACCGAGCGGGCCACGCAGAAUGCAGUGUGCGACUUGGUGAGGGGCAAAGUGCAUGCGCUGCGUCUGGGAUACUACGUCGUGAAGAACCGGGGGUCGGACGAUACCGACAACGACGACGACGGCGGCGGCGGCGACGAGGACGGCAAGAAAAAGGGCAGCAGCAGCAGCAGGGAAGCGGUGCUCAGGAAGCGGCAUAAUUCCGAGAAGGCCUUCUUCAGCGGGGCGCCCUGGUCGGCGCUCAGGCAUACCAACAGGCUGGGCAGCCAGGGCCUGUCGUCGGCCUUGCAGAUCCUCCUCCGCGCCGUCACGAAGAAAGAGUUCAAGAACGUCACCGCCGACCUGGAGGAGCACUUGCGCGCUCGGAGCGCCGAGCUCGAGCUGAUGGGCGACGCGCGCAACGAUGCCGGCCAGCAACGGCGGUACCUGGGCCGGGUGAGCAACGAGUUCCAGACGAUGGCUAGCUGCGCUCGCCAGAGUCAGUACGCACGCCCCCUUUUCUCGCAUUGGGAUCUGCGGCUCGUGACGCGCGUUGUCCGGCUGCUGGAGGAUUUCGACGACGCUAUGCGGACGAGGGGGCAUAUGCGGAACUUUGAGGGAGAGGCCAAGUUGGAAGGGCUUGUUCCAAAGUCGGAAACGCUGGCGGGGCCGAUGCCGGAGCCUCCUUCUGAUUACGGGAUGUUUGAAGAAAUUCUGGAUGAGCAUCCCGACCUGUAUGCCAUUCUGAAAGAGGUCGAUUACAAAUGCCCAGAGCCGAUCAACGAGUCGUUGAUGAGACACAUCGAGAAGGUGUACAACGAUUCCCGUGGCGUGGGCUUGGGAACUUUCUCCGAGGCAGUCCUGCUCGAGGUGUUCAAAGAACAAUCCAAAAAGUGGAAGCCCCUCGUCCUCUCCCACGUCAGCAAGGCGAUCCUGAUCGCCCACGACUUCAUCUGCCGGCUCCUCAUCGAAGUGUGCCCGGACGAAGAGGUCUACGGCCAGCUCAUGGACAUUCUCCUGCGCGGCAAGCUGCGCGACGCCUACAAGCGGGCCAUGGACCAAGCCGAGCUCCUGCUCAGCAUCGAGCGCCACGGGCAGCUCAUGACGAUGAACCACCACUUCAGCCACAACGUGCAAACGGCGCAGGGCAAGCGUCUGCUCGAGGCGCUCGACAAGAUUGCCGACGGGGGCGAACCCGUCCUCCACCAUAGUUACGGCAACCACCACAUGCAGGGAAGAGACCUUGACUCGUCUGCGAUGCUGCGCGUGCCGCGGGCCGCCAUCCCCGGGGUGGUGGCGGACAAGUCCAACGCGGAGCUCGUGCGGCAGGAGAUCCACGACAUUUUGCACAGCUACUACGAGGUGGCGCGGAGGCGGUUCGUCGACGUGGUUUGCCAGCAGGUGGUGUUCCAUCUCCUGCUGGACGCCGAGGACAGCCCGCUGCGCAUCUUCGGGCCUGAUCUUGUCAUGGCGCUGGAUGAGACGCAGCUGGAGGCCAUUGCGGGGGAGGAACUUGUUACGCGGCGCCAACGGGAGCAGUUGGAGGACGAGGUGGAGAGGUCAAAGAAGGCGGUUCAGGCGGUUAGGCUGGGUGCUCGGUAGAACAGAGGGAUGAUGUGGUUUCUCUUCUGCGUCUCUUCUUCUUCCUUUCUUUCCUUUCCUUUCCUUUCCUCUUCUCUUACUGAGAGUCUCCUAUGUAUCUAUGACUGAGUCUAAGAGUCACAUGUUGAUAGUCUGUUACAGAGGAAAACCGUAUAAUGAUGAAUGGACUUUCUUUUACCCUUUGUAUUCCCCUUUGACAACAUAUCAUGAACAAUAAACUGAACAAACUCAAC